Messenger RNA from Prorocentrum cordatum, 1096 nucleotides. The record is from the annotation of a GenBank genome assembly. Lineage: Eukaryota; Dinophyceae; Prorocentrales; Prorocentraceae.
GAUAAAUCACAACCUCUCCCUGAUCAGUUCCGGCUUUGCACCAGUCAUUCCCACGUGCACAGAAUAUCGAGAUUUUGGAUCCGUUCCCAUUGGGGCUCAAGCCUUUGGCCUGCCUCGUUCCUUCCUCCUGCUCCCCGCCGCCGAUCUCCCCGCCAUGGCGGCCACGGUCACUGGCAUGGUCAGCUUGCCCGUCCUCCAUGAGGCCCUCACCAGCUGCAUGUCGCUAGGCCACCUGAUGGUGGGCGACGCCAGCAUGGCCGCGGCCCUGUGGGAGGGCUACAGGAACGAGAGCUGCGUCGCGUCCGUGGUCAGCGCCGCCCUGGGCGACUACGCUGAGGCUGAGCGCCUGGCCCGGGGCCUGGGCCGCGCGACGGGGCAGGCCCUCCUCGGGGGCGGCCUGCUGUGCGACGUCCCGCUCCUGAAGGAGCUGUCGAAGUGCGGCAGGUCGUUGGGCGACCUGAUCGGGGGCGGCGACGUCGAGUCCGCGCGCCGGCGGUGGACGGAGGAGUCAGGGCACAUCAAGGAGUGGCACGAGGAGGUCACGGAGCCCGGGGCGCUGCCGAAGGCCCUCGUGAGCAUCAGCAUGGCCGGCGGCGGCCUGGCGGUGUGUUUGGCAACGGCGGGACUCGCCAUGCCUGUGUACGUCGGCGUCUCCGCCUUCGUGGGCGCGGCGUUCACGGUCGCGGGCGCCGCCGCCUGCCAGGGCUUGCCCUGGCAGUGCAUCCGCCUCAGAAGCCCAGACGUGGAUCUCCAGCCUUGGCAGGUGGUGGUCUUGCACCCGGUGCUGGCAGUUGGGAAGUGCAGGACCAGCGACGACGACGGCUCCCUCGACGCACAGGUGCCCAGCCAGGCAGUGUUAGUUGGGAAGCGCUGGGCCGACGACGACGGCUCCCGCGACGCAGGGGUGCCCAGCCUGGCAAUUGCCGGCCUCCCCGGCGAUUCUGCGGGCUGGCUCGGACUCCUCGGGGCGGCGCCGGUCGAGGGGAAUGCCUCGGCGUCUGUCGUGCAGCUGUCGGCCGAGGCGGUGUCCCGUUACGCGCAGGACGUGCUCGAGACGGAUCCGGUGCUGCCCGUCUCGUCGCCCGCGGUGCUCCCC